Molecule: messenger RNA, 192 nt
Organism: Ramularia collo-cygni
Lineage: Eukaryota; Fungi; Ascomycota; Dothideomycetes; Mycosphaerellales; Mycosphaerellaceae
Exons: 1
Coding region: 1-192 (63 amino acids)
Source: RefSeq, a predicted model, not a curated record
AUGUUGUCUGCUAUGUCUUUGAUCUCAGAUCUGUUGAUUUCGCACGAUUGUACUCUAAUGGCGGACAGGAACGUCAUCGCAACGGGGAUCGAGGACAUCGCAUCCUAUCGGGAAGGCGAACAUCGAGUAUUCUGGCGUGGCCAUGCUUUAUGCCGGAAGUCACCACCUGGGCGUAUCUUGAUGUCCUUUUGA